Molecule: messenger RNA, 3290 nt
Organism: Alosa alosa (allis shad)
Lineage: Eukaryota; Metazoa; Chordata; Actinopteri; Clupeiformes; Clupeidae
Gene: wasla
Product: WASP like actin nucleation promoting factor a
Biological process (GO): regulation of Rho protein signal transduction; actin filament organization
Molecular function (GO): small GTPase binding; actin binding
Source: RefSeq, a predicted model, not a curated record
GCCCAAUGGGCAUGCCUCCCCUCUAAAACUCCAGAAUCAUUAGGCAGUGAUAGGGUACGCUAAGAUAAACGACUGCUUGGGAGAAACAAUAACCUAUAAUUGAUCAACAGUUUGACAUGUGUGCAAUCACAUGAGUCGUAGGCUAUUAAAAGGUAGGUAAUGGUGUAGCUACAUAAUGCUCCACCUACUCACUGCAGUCCCCUCCCUGCUCUGUGCGCACCCAUCCGCAUACUGCACAAUCCACAGGAAAACAGGAUAAUACCAACAUGGAAAUGGUGGACUUCAUAUCUCCGUAAUAUAACCUGUAAACUGGUAGAACGUUUUUUUAUGCUUUCGAUUGACCUUAAUAAUAUUUAAAAGGAUUUGUUUUUUUUUUAUUAUUAUUUCAUUAUAUUUUUUCGCAGGGAUCAUCACCAUAAUAUGGACAAAUUGCAUCGUCCCCCCGCGCAAGAAUUCCAAAGUAGUUAAUUCUGCCUGCUGCCAUGUUGGAUUGAGGAAUCGUUGUUGCAGUUGCACUUCAGGAAUGAAAGUUUAGCUAAAUAACGUUAUUGUCUUCACAAUAUUGUCAUGUCCACAUUAAUGCGAAUGUAGCGAUUAGGUCAGUCUAGUGCGAGAACAUUUCAGAAUAGAAAAACAAAUUUGCCAUAUUUCUGUUGCCAGAGCAGUGUAUCGAAAUGAACCUGCUACAGGCCACGAUGACCCGUCACUUCUUGUAUUUUAUAUAACAAUUAUUUUUAGAGACAGAGGUGGGUUUUUGAUUAAUUUAACAUUACCACUAUGAGUAACCAUCCGCCCCAGCGGCGGGUUGGGAAUAUUGGCUCCCUGCUACUCACACCACAAGAGAACGAAUGUCUCUUCAACCACCUAGGCAGGAAAUGCAUCAGCCUCUGCUCAGCAGUUGUCCAGGUUUAUGGGGCAGACCGAAGCCAGACCUGGAUGAAAAGAUGCUGCGGUGUGGCUUGUUUGGUCAAAGACAACCCGCAGAGGUCUUACUACAUCCGUGUUUAUGACAUCAGGGAGGGGAAAAUAAUGUUUGAACAGGAGCUCUAUAAUAACUUUGCAACUAUUAAUUCCCGGGCAUACUUCAUUACAUUUCCAGGAGAUACCUGCCAGGUUGGCCUGAAUUUUGCGAGUGAAGAAGAAGCCAAGCGCUUCAGAGCAGCACUUAAUGACCUAUUCAAUCGACGAUCCCGGAGAACAGAAAAAAGACGUGAUGGACCCAAUGGGCUGGCAUUACCCAUGGCGACUGUUGACAUUAAGAACCCGGAGAUCAACAAUAUGCGCUUCCACAACAACUCCCACAUGAACAACAUGAUGCACAGCAGCCUGGGCAAGAAGGAGAAGAAGGUCAAAGGCAAGCGGAAGAAACUGACCAAGGCUGACAUCGGCACCCCCAGCAACUUCCAGCACAUUGGCCACGUGGGCUGGGACCCAAACACAGGCUUUGAUCUGAAUAACCUGGACCCUGAGCUGAAGAACCUGUUUGAUAUGUGUGGCAUCUCGGAAGCCCAGCUCAAGGACAAGGAGACGUCCAAGGUCAUCUAUGACUUCAUUGAGAAGAAGGGAGGAGUAGAGGCUGUGAAGAAUGAGUUGAGGAGGCAAGCUCCACCACCUCCUCCAUCUCGUGGAGCCCCUCCACCUCCCCCACCCCACAUCUCAACUCCGCCACCCCCACCCCCUCCCCCCGCCCGUGGCCGUGGAGCUCCACCUCCUCCACCUCCCUCCAGAGCCCCGACUGCAGCACCUCCCCCUCCACCCCCAGCAGAGUGGGCAUGGGCGCUCCCUCCCCCUCCUCCCUUCAGAGGACACCCUCCUCCACCACCCCCGGCACCCUCACACGCCUCCUGUGCCCCUCAGGCUGCACCACCACCUCCACCCCCGGCCCCAGUGUCCCACGCAGGAGCGGGAGCUCCACCUCCACCCCCACCGCCGCCGCCUCCACCCCCACCUCUGCCUGAGGCAGACAUAGAUGCCGGAGAGCCCGUGGCCCCAAACGGCAAAUCGGCCUUGCUGAAUCAGAUUCGUGAGGGUAUGCCGCUGAAGAAGGUGGAGCAGAAUAACAGCAGGCCGGUCUCCAACACCGGCCGAGACGCAUUACUGGAUCAGAUCCGACAGGGCAUCCAGCUCAAAACCGUGUCUGACGGCCCGGAGUCAGGCCCUCCUACCCCGGCUCCUUCUGAAGGUAUUGUAGGAGCUCUGAUGGAGGUGAUGAAGAUAAGGAGCAAAGCCAUUCGCUCCUCAGAUGAAGAUGAGGAUGAUGACGACGAUGAAGACUUUGAAGAUGACGAUGAAUGGGAUGACUAGUUUCCUUUGUCAUUCGUCUUGCCCUAAACAAUAGCUGACACUAAAUUUCUCAUGCUUCCAAAUCCAAAAUUAUAUUCAAACUGUGUAAAUGGUCUGUCAUUUUGCUGUAUAUUUUGUUGCCUUUUCGGUUUUUAUUAAUCUGUGCAAUACCUCACUUAAUCUUUAAAACAUUGUUAUGUAUCCUCUGGAAAGUGAUCUUCUAGAUUACAAACAGUUGUGUACAAGGUUGGUUUCUAUCAUAGUUUGUCUUUUUGAAUGUUUUGUCUUUAUUUUGGUUCCUUCACUAAUGGGAAAGGGAGAUGGACUAGGUCCUUUUAUGUUGAAAAUUGUUUGAAUAAUACUGAAGAUAACACUAUUUUCAUAUCCAGCUUUUCUGUACCCUUUUCCAAGUCUUAGUGUAGCACUGUACAUUUCUGUGAAAAACAAAAACACUCUUACUCGACAUAUGUAGCCACUGUAGUUAUUCAUGUAAAAACCUACACAAGGCUAUUGUAUUCAAGGCUGUUAUAUUUUCUAUUUUAUUUUUUGUUUUGUUUUGUUUUAUUUGCACGAAUGAGAGGAGGAAAUUCCCACAAGGUUAUGUUCACUCAACUGGGUUAAUAGAGGAUAGUGAUAUGUCACUGUGACUUUUGUUUAAAAUGCACAUCAAACAUGAAGACUCGGUGAAGAGACUUCUGAUAAAUAGCUUUAGGUAUGGGUCUGAGGUUCUGUCUUCUCUCUCAUAUUAACUGGGAGAAGACAAAAUAUCACCCAGAGUUCUUAUUUUGGGAGGAUCAGAUCAGCCCUCCACCUUUACAGCAUCAGCCUCCAUGAGAAUUUGCUGCCGCACAAAAGCAGUUGACACUACUCUCGUAGACUAAUCGUUUAAGGGGUCUUUGCUUAACUGACUGGCACAGGCAAGUGAAAGUGACAGAAAUCCAUGACGUGUGUAGUAACUGAUGCUGAAAAUACUAAAUUGUAUACAUAAAUAAAUAUUAUUUACAGCA